Messenger RNA from Anopheles darlingi, 3232 nucleotides. RefSeq names its product polypeptide N-acetylgalactosaminyltransferase 16-like. Bases 1149 to 2969 code for a protein of 606 amino acids. Gene Ontology annotation, cellular component: Golgi apparatus. The record is from RefSeq and is a predicted model, not a curated record. Lineage: Eukaryota; Metazoa; Arthropoda; Insecta; Diptera; Culicidae. The transcript is spliced from 4 exons.
GUCUCCGGCGGUAACAAACCACGAAUCACGCCGCGACGCGACGCACCGUGCCGUCGAGCCUUCUAUCACCGUGACAACGAUCUAUCGAUCGGUUUGGCGCCGUUGUGCUUCCACCGGAAGUGCUUCGCUUCGCAAGUGUGUGACGCGCGCGUGACGUGCUUACACGACAGCCUGAUAAUCGAUUCCUCCCCGGGUGGCGGCGCCCGGGAUUAGCUAUCGACCGGCCGGUCUGUCGGGGCGCGUCGCCGUGUUACGUGAUAAUACUGUGUGACCUUCCUGAGGCUUGAGUUGCUGUGUGCGUGUGUGCAUGUGUGUCUGGUCGUCGUAAAGCGGACCUACGUGCGUCCGGAUAGUGCAUCGGAACCGGGAACCGGGAACCGGUGCUGGCGGUAACAGUAAUGUGAGAUUAAGCCGCACAUGCGUACCUCCCGGUAGUGAGACGUGCCUUUGGGGUGUACUUCCGGUCACCUAUCUUUGGCCUCGGUUCAAACACACCAACACACGGGUUCGAUCAUCAUCGCCAUCAUCAUCGGUACUCGUGGUGCGUUCGAUUACUAACUGCGCAACGUGUGUUCGUCAUCGUUCGGCGACGUGUUCGCGUUCUUAUCAUCAGCCGCCAGCAUUUUGCAGUUUUGCACCACAAUCAGCAUCAGAGCAGCUCCCCGUGUCCCGUGCCCCCCUCUAACCUGUUGAACUUUAGGGUUUCCUCUUCAAGUGGCGCUGCUGCAAAUCAUAACCGACCGGGGCCGAGUUUCCCCACCCCAUGCCGUUUGCGUGAUUAAUGGUGGAAAAGCCCAUCGAGCGUUGGGUGAUUCUUGGAGGUGGAGUGGGCGCCAACCGCCGACACCAGUGCAGACGACGGUGUCUCGGGUGCAAAUUAGUUUAAAUUGAAGUGUGCCUCCAGCAAAACGGGUUCCAAGCGGGCAUCGCGACCUCUUACGCCAACUGGAACGCCACUCGUACUCGACGCGGCGACUGGAGGCGUGUGUGGAGGACAGCGUGCGUGUGUGUUUGCCUCGAACCAGAUACCAUCUGCCAGGGGAAAGCAAUUCCGCGCACUGGAACCCCUCUUCAGAAGUAGAGUGAAGACAAGUGGAACGCGGCCACCGUCACCGGUAUCGACGUAGACGCGCGAUGCCCACACGAAGAUGAAGGUGCCGGAGAAGAAGGCGUUCGGGUUUCUGCUGAUCAUCGCGUUCGGUGCCCUGCUGGUCCUGUGGAACAACGUGUACCUGCUACACCUGACACCCGGCCGGCGUAAGGUGGUGAUGACCGAUGGGGACGAUCCGACGGAACUGAAUCUCACCGUCAGCCUGGCGCUGCUGUUCGAUCGUUGGCACCGGUGGAUCGGGCACCUAUCGUCACCGGCCACCGGCGAACCGUUCGAGCGUCACCAUUUCAAUCUCACGGCCAGCGAUCGGCUCGGGAUCGAUCGAACCGUUCCGGAUACGCGCCAUCCCAACUGCCAGGAGCUUAGCUACCUCACGACCCCGGGCCAUACCACAUCUGUGAUAAUAACGUUCCACAAUGAAGCCACUUCCACGCUGUUGCGUACCGUCGCGAGCGUACUACAGCGCACUCCUCACGAUCUGUUGCGCGAAAUCAUUCUCAUCGACGACUGCAGCGAGCUUGACGACAUCAGCAACGGUGGUUCCUCGUCCAGAGAAUCGACGCAAUGGGUCGACGCGUCGGACAAUCUGUUGCACGAUACCAACCCGGGCCUUGGUGGGCUCUUUGCUAAUAUUCCUCUAGUGCGGUACUACCGGAACUCGAUACGGCAAGGUCUCAUCCGAUCCCGUAACAUUGGAGCAACGUACGCGACCGGUCAGUACGUAAUGUUCCUCGAUAGUCACUGUGAGGUGAACCGUGGUUGGCUGGAACCGCUGCUCGAUCGGUUACAGCUCGAUCCGACCGGACUGCUGAGCCCUGUGAUAGACAUUAUCGAUGCGGAGACGUUCGGGUACCGGGCAAACAGUGCCCGGUUGCGGGGUGGCUUCGAUUGGAGCCUUCACUUCCGCUGGUUACCGAUCGCAGAGGAAGAGCUGGAACACCGGCGGCACGACGAAUCCCAACCAUUCUACAGUCCGGCCAUCUCGGGCGGCAUUUUCAUCGUAGCGAAAUCCCUAUUCGAACAGCUCGGUGGAUUCGAUCCGGGUAUGGACAUUUGGGGUGGCGAAUCGCUCGAGAUGUCCCUGAAGGCGUGGCUAUGUGGUGCCCACGUAGAGGUGGUUCCCUGCUCACGAAUAGGCCACGUGUUCCGACGGAAGCACCCGUUCAGCUUUCCUCCCGAUGGUAGCCAUCUCACGUAUCUACGCAACACGAAACGUGUAGCGCUGGUGUGGAUGGAUGAGUUUAAGAACUUUUUCUACGAUGUCCGCCCGGAAGCGAUCGCGAUCGAUGCCGGGUCGGUGCGAGCGCAAAAGGAACUGCGCCAGAAGCUGAGCUGUCGCCGGUUUAGCUGGUAUCUACAGAACGUGUUUCUCGAUUUAAAGCUACCGAAUGAGAACAGUGUAGCGUUCGGGCAGCUACGCCACGGUGACCGUUGCCUCGGUCUGCUCGAACCAUCGGCUCGAUCGGUGGUCCAUCGCCGACAACGAUCCGAUGCUUCGGCACGGAGGCGCGCAAAUGAGGUCACACUGGUCGAAUGUUCAUCGGAACCGGCCGAUGCGGAUGGAACGGAGCGCUGGGCACUUCAGAAAACCAGUGGCCAGCUGCGUACCGAACGUGGGAUCUGUCUGACGGUUCGGAACGGGUAUGUGUUAAGUGAACGGUGUCACGGAACCACGGCAGCUACGAGUAGCGGGAACGAUGCACAACGAUGGCAACGCCAGGGGGGCACACUCGUGCACCGGCACAGUGGCCUAUGUUUGGAGAGCUUGAUCAAGAGUGAUGUUGGGGCUUCCAAGUGUCGCCGAGGUGCACCGUCGCAGCUUUGGAGCUUCUCCGUCGAAGUGCAGCAGCUCGCCUAGCAGCGGGUCCUGGCAAGGAAACACAGCCGCAAACCAAAAUCUGGGCAAAUAAAUCCACAACAUUCCCAACAACACCCGCCAAUGGCCAAUACAUACAAAAAAAAAUUUCUUCUUUUCUUCUCAAUCGGUGCUCGAGUUGUGAUAACGAUAUUUUUAAUUGAAAGGUAGUAUAGUUGUGGUUGACUAUAGCAAACAUUCAGAGAAAUACUGGUCCGCUAUUCCCACGAGUAUUGUUGUUAUCUUCGUUAUUCCACGAAUGUUAU